AUGUAUCAUCCACCCUCUAGUUCAUCAGAUCUAUACCGUGUUGACGCCCAGGGCGGUGAGGUCUCCACCGGCGCAGAUGCGGAUCGGCGAGGCCACCUCUCCGCAGUCUUCAGCUCGGCCAAAACAAACUUGACCAGCCGGCUGGUUCUCGACUCUUUACCAUCUCGAUCCUCCCUCCGGAUCGAUCCAACUCCGGCGCGUCGCCGUGUCGAGCCUCGCCCUACCAUCCGCAUCUACAAACUGCCCAUUAUGCUCUCAUCACUCUCUUCCAGCCUCACAAAUGCGCGGCAGUCAAUUGCCCAGGCGCUGAACUUUGCCCUGGUUCUCUCCACGGCUUUCAUGCUAUGGAAGGGUCUCUCCGUUGCGUCGGCUUCCAGCUCACCGAUCGUGGUCGUACUGUCCGGAUCGAUGGAGCCGGCCUUCCAGCGUGGUGACCUGCUCUUCCUCUGGAACCGAAGCCCGCGUGCAGAAGUUGGUGAGAUUGUGGUUUACAAUGUUCGCGGCAAGGACAUCCCGAUCGUGCACCGAGUGGUGCGAACCUACCCUGAGGUUGACGGCAAGGCCAAGAAGGUGAAGGAGAUUACAGUUAAUUCGACACCCAACUCGCACAUGCUCCUGACCAAGGGCGACAACAAUCUUGCCGAUGAUACGGAGCUGUAUGCUCGAGGCCAAGACCACCUCAACCGUGAGGAGGACAUUGUGGGCAGUGUGCGAGGAUACGUUCCGAUGGUGGGAUAUGUUACUAUUAUGCUCAGUGAGCACCCUUGGCUUAAAACCGUUCUUCUCGGUAUCAUGGGAUUGAUGGUCAUGCUCCAGAGGGAGUAA
Molecule: messenger RNA, 825 nt
Organism: Penicillium atrosanguineum
Lineage: Eukaryota; Fungi; Ascomycota; Eurotiomycetes; Eurotiales; Aspergillaceae
Gene: sec11
Product: signal peptidase complex catalytic subunit SEC11
Exons: 5
Coding region: 1-825 (274 amino acids)
Cellular component (GO): membrane; signal peptidase complex
Molecular function (GO): serine-type endopeptidase activity
Source: RefSeq, a predicted model, not a curated record